AUGGUUUCGAUGAGCACCACGCCGAAGCCGCUCGACUCCGCCGCCGUCACCGGCGGAGGCGGGGACGAGAGUGGUGGAGGAGGAGGAGGAGGCGGCGGCGGCGGCGGGAAGAAGCAGGUGCGCGGGGCGGCUGCGGCGGCGGUGAUGGCGCCGCCGCCGAUGGCGGUCCCCGUCCCGGUCCCGGUCCCGGUCCCGGCCGCGGCGCCCGCGGCGGGGGAGGAGGUCCGGAAGGUCAGGAAGCCGUACACCAUCACCAAGUUGCGGGAGAGCUGGACGGAGCCGGAGCACGAUAAGUUCCUCGAGGCCCUGCAGCUUUUUGAUCGUGAUUGGAAGAAAAUCGAAGCAUAUGUUGGUUCGAAGACUGUUAUACAGAUAAGGAGCCAUGCACAGAAGUACUUCUUGAAGGUUCAGAAGAAUGAUCCUGCAGUUUCUCAAGCUAUUUUAUCACAACAACAACCUACCCAGAGGGAGCAAGGUUCUGUCAUGCCUAUGGAUACUGCUACUGUGAGAAACACAAAUGCAAAUGUGGCAGUGUCUUCUUGGGACAAUACUCUUGCUCAACCUUUUAGUGCUGGUCAUGUUCAAGGUGCUGUUGCAACAAAUAACUGUUCAAGUAGCAUACAGAGUCCAUCUAGUACUUGGCCAUCUUCUGAAGUAGUUGAGCAAGAAAAUGUGGUUCCACCACUCCGUGCCAUGCCAGAUUUUGCCCGAGUAUACAGCUUCCUAGGAAGCAUAUUUGAUCCUGAUACAAGUGGGCAUUUGCAGAGGUUAAAAGCGAUGGAUCCAAUUGAUAUCGAAACGGUACUACUACUUAUGAGAAAUCUUUCAACGAACCUUAGGAGUCCUGACUUUGAGCAACAUCGGAGGUUGCUAGCAUCAUAUAGCUAUGGUGGUGGGGACCAUGUUAAAUCUGAAGGCAUGGAAAAUCAUGGAUCUCCUCAGAGUGGCCAUCUUCCAUUCCUGUAA
Molecule: messenger RNA, 966 nt
Organism: Miscanthus lutarioriparius
Lineage: Eukaryota; Viridiplantae; Streptophyta; Magnoliopsida; Poales; Poaceae
Source: the annotation of a GenBank genome assembly